AUGGCAAAAGUAGGUACUUUGCUGCUCGAUGGUUGGCUACCAGCUAAAUCUCUGCCAGACACCCCCCUUCGCCAGGCAGCAACUCGCCGCAGCUCUCGAGUGGCCUCUUCAGCGUCUCAGGCCCAAGGUCAGCCUGGGACAGACGAGAAGCAGCAGAAGCAGAAGCAGGUCGCAGUCAUGGUCGCCAUUCCAGUGAAAAAGGGCAGUUUUUCAGCCUCAGUUUCAGGUUCGACUUCAUCAUCUCGGGCCGGCGAGAGUCCAGUCGGGGACAGCACGCCCGCUACAACGGCCACUGCAACGCCGAACAACGAGCCUGAGUCGAGUACCCGGCGAUCCGGCAGGGUCAAUGCCGCUGCUCGAGCACUGGAGUUGAGAAACAGCUCUCUUGGCUUGAACGGCAGGAAGAGAACAGCCAAUGCAGCCGCCAAAAGACCUAAUACGGUUGAUGACGAGAAGCUGGCUGCGGCCCUGCAGGCUGAAGAGUACAAUGCCAUGCCUAGACCUACGGCUAAGAAGCAGAAGACGAACCAUGGCCGCUCAAAGGCUAAGUACGUGAUAUCUGAUUCAGAGUCCGAGCCAGAGUCAGAGGCGGAUUCAGAUUCAGAUUCGGAGGAGUGGUUCAGUUCAAACGAGCAUGCUACCAAAAAUACUCCCAAGAAAGCAUCAUCCAAGGCACAGAACUUGGCUUCGGUUUCGGACCCUGAGAUGAAUAGCGUGGCCGGGAUGUCUGAUUCUAUGGACUCGAGCGACCCGGACCUGUCAGAGAUGGACUCAGACCUAUACGACUCGGAUUUAGAUUCAGAGGAGAAUUUCUCGAGAAACCUGACUAGAUUCGCGACGGGGGGUCGCUCGACGACGAAAGUAGCAAAGCCACUAAUGACACGGGCCCAACGAGAACGCAAGAAGCUUGAGACCCAACAUCCUAACAUCGUGGAUAUGUGGGAGAAACUAGAGCAGAAACCCAUCCUCUCACCUCCCCCUGCUGCUCAGCCUGAAGGUAUCAAUAGAAAGCUCAAGCCCUUCCAGCUCGAGGGACUCAGCUGGAUGCGAGCCCAGGAACAGUCUGAAUGGAAGGGAGGCCUGCUUGGAGACGAGAUGGGCAUGGGCAAGACUAUCCAGGCCGUUUCCCUCCUGAUGUCGGAUUACCCAAUUGGAAAGCCAUCGUUGGUAGUCGUUCCUCCUGUUGCCUUGAUGCAAUGGCAGGCUGAAAUAGGCUCUUAUACCGAUGGCAAGCUGAAAGUGUUUGUCUACCAUAACGCCAACUCCAAGGUCAAGGAUAUCAAAGCCAAAGAUCUCAAGGCCUACGACGUCAUCAUGGUAUCAUAUUCCGGUCUAGAAUCAAUGUACCGCAAGGAAACCAAAGGCUGGAAACGCGACGGUGGACUGGUCAAAGGCACCAGCAUGCUUCACUCCAUUGACUUCCACCGACUGAUCCUUGACGAAGCCCAUAACAUCAAGCAACGUACAACCAGCGUGGCCAAGGCCUGUUUCGCUCUAAAGGCAACUUACAAAUGGUGUCUGUCCGGAACACCCGUGCAGAACCGAAUCGGCGAGUUCUUCUCUCUCCUGCGAUUCUUGGACAUCAAGCCGUUUGCAUGCUAUUUCUGCAAGUCAUGCAAAUGCGAGGCUCUGCACUGGACACAGGAUGCACAGAAGAAGUGCACCCUCUGCAAUCACAGUGGAUUCAACCAUGUAUCUGUCUUUAACCAGGAGAUUCUCAAUCCGAUUACGGAGCAUCGAAGUGACAGUGUAAAACGCAAGGACGCUCUCAAGAAGCUACGCCUUCUCACUGACAGGAUUAUGCUUCGACGAGUGAAGAGAGACCAUACCUCGUCCAUGGAGCUUCCACCAAAGAGAAUCGAAAUACAUCGCGAAUUUUUUGGAGAAAUAGAGCAAGACUUCUCCCGCAGCAUCAUGACCAACACUACCCGAGAGUUCGACCGCUACGUCAGCCGCGGAGUGAUGCUUAACAACUACGCCAACAUCUUCGGUCUGAUCAUGCAAAUGCGUCAAGUAGCCAAUCACCCGGAUCUCAUCCUCAAGAAACACGCAGAAGGCGGCCAGAACGUGCUAGUCUGCUGCAUCUGCGACGAACCCGCCGAGGAACCUAUCCGGUCUCGAUGCAAGCAUGAGUUCUGCCGCCAGUGCGCAAAGGAGUACAUGGCCUCAGUACAGUACGGGUCCGAACCAGACUGUCCACGCUGCCACUUACCGCUCUCCAUCGACUUUGAACAGCCCGACAUCGAGCAGGACGAAGGAGGCGUGAAGAAGAAUUCGAUCAUCAACCGCAUCAAGAUGGAGAACUGGACUUCUUCAACAAAGAUCGAGAUGCUGGUAUAUGACCUGUACAAGCUACGAAGCAAGAAACGCACAAACAAGUCCAUCGUCUUCUCCCAGUUUACUUCCAUGCUGCAGCUGGUCGAAUGGCGCCUGCACCGAGCAGGUAUUAGCACCGUUAUGCUAGACGGCAGCAUGUCCCCUGUCCAACGGCAGCGUUCCAUCGACUACUUCAUGAACAACGUCGAUACAGAGGUAUUCCUAGUCUCUCUCAAGGCCGGUGGUGUGGCCCUUAACCUUACCGAAGCUUCACGGGUAUUCAUCGUCGAUCCAUGGUGGAACCCAGCUGCAGAAUGGCAAUCCGCGGAUCGAUGCCAUCGAAUCGGCCAGCGACGCCCCUGCGUGAUCACCCGUCUGUGCAUCGAAGACUCCGUCGAAUCCCGCAUGGUGCUGCUGCAAGAGAAGAAAGCCAACAUGAUCAACGGCACUAUCAACAAAGACCAAAGCGAGGCGCUAGAGAAACUGACCCCCGAGGACAUGCAGUUCCUUUUCCGUGGAAACUAA
Messenger RNA from Nannizzia gypsea CBS 118893, 2841 nucleotides. Its product is annotated as DNA repair protein RAD16. Gene Ontology annotation, molecular function: ATP-dependent chromatin remodeler activity; ATP binding; metal ion binding. The coding region runs from base 1 to 2841 and encodes 946 amino acids. The transcript is spliced from 8 exons. NCBI's taxonomy places the organism in Eukaryota, Fungi, Ascomycota, Eurotiomycetes, Onygenales, Arthrodermataceae. The record is from RefSeq and is a predicted model, not a curated record.